Messenger RNA from Aureobasidium namibiae CBS 147.97, 951 nucleotides. RefSeq lists its product as uncharacterized. The record is from RefSeq and is a predicted model, not a curated record. Lineage: Eukaryota; Fungi; Ascomycota; Dothideomycetes; Dothideales; Saccotheciaceae. The transcript has 4 exons. The annotation marks the transcript as partial.
AUCGAGUGGACACUUUUUGCUCUAGCAUACUCGCUGGUGGGACUCCGAAUUGGCGUGCGAGUUGCUCGGAGGCAGCAGAAGCAUGUAAUUAUCUCGGACUGCCUCUUGAUAGUCUCUGCGCUGAAUUGUCUGGGGCUGAUCAUAUGUGACACAUGGACAUAUGCUUUGGGCGGGAUGCGAUAUAUACCACAAGGUCAGGGACUAUCAGCAGCCGACAUAAAGAACUCGGUAACACUGGACAAGAUCUCCUUUGCAUCCAACUACUUUUACGAUACAGGGAUGUAUUGGCCUAAAGCUGCAUUGAUUGCCCUGUACUUCAAGAUCAUCCCAAACACCAUGCCUCGACUACGAAGUUCGUUGUAUGUUGUCACUGGAUUUGUGGCCGCAUGCGCCGUUUGCACUUGCCUCCUCGAUACUCUGUGGUGCGCACCAGAUGUUUCGAGCAACUGGUCGAUGGAGGAAGGUGCAUGCUCCACAUUCAACUCACUGCUUGUGCUGCAGAUCGACUGGGCAAUGAAUUGCUUCUCUGACGUUGCGAUCUUUGUCUUGCCAUUCCCUCUGCUGCGCCAUCUGCAUCUCAAUCGCAACCAGAUAUACGGGCUCCUGCUGACAUUCACUCUCGGUCUUGCCACGAUCGCUGUCAAUCUCGCCCGCUUCAUCACCAUCCAGACUGGUAACAACUGGAAUGCUGUGUUUAUAUGGUCCAUGGCCGAGAUGGCAGUAGCAAUCAUGGUCGUCUCUCUACCCGCGCUCAAAACCCUACUCCACCGCAAAAAUAAGAACUCGAUAUUGGCAAACUCACUUUCGAAUGGCCAUCGCUAUGUGGUCACAGCAUCGCAGCGAAAGAGUGUAUUUGGAAGGGGAGAGAUAUUGGAUGACGGGGGCAGUGAAAUUGAGCUGAAUCAUGUCGGGAAAGAUGUUAUAUACAAGACCAAGGAGGUCAGUGUUGAC